Molecule: messenger RNA, 4996 nt
Organism: Lycium ferocissimum
Lineage: Eukaryota; Viridiplantae; Streptophyta; Magnoliopsida; Solanales; Solanaceae
Product: pentatricopeptide repeat-containing protein At5g01110
Exons: 4
Coding region: 84-2246 (720 amino acids)
Molecular function (GO): protein binding
Source: RefSeq, a predicted model, not a curated record
UUUGUGAACCUAACCCUUUGGCAGUGGAAAACUAGCAGGUUACAAGAGCUAAAUAUAUAGUUCCAAACUUUAGUCAAACUACUAUGGCAAUCCCAAAACGCCAAUUUACCAUGGCAGCAACACAACGCCUAUGUCAUCCUAAAUCCACCAUUAGAGGCACAUCAACUUGUGCUUCACUUGUCACCUCAACCCCACAAUCUGAUGACACAUUUUUAGUCCACAAAAUUUUAUGGAACCUAAAACAAGGUAACCCAAUUACCAAUUCUUCACUAUUAUUAUUACAUAGUUUAAACCCAUCUACUUUUCUUGAAAUUCUUAGCAAUUUUCGUGAUAAUUUACAUUUAGCACAUAAAUUCAUCAACUUGGUUUGUUUAAACUGUCCUAAUUUCAAGCAUACCUCUAGUUCAUUGAGUGCUACUGUACAUUUCUUGAUUAGGUGUAAAAGGGUAUCUGAUGCACAGGCUUUUAUACUAAGAAUGAUUAGAAGAAGUGGGGUUUCAAGAAUUGAGAUUGUGGAAUCUUUGGUGUCGACUUAUGGUUUAUGCGGGUCGAAUUCGUAUGUUUUUGAUUUGCUUAUUAGGACUUAUGUACAAGCUAGGAAGAUCAGGGAGGGUGUAGAAGUUUUUAGGUUGUUGCAAAGUAGGAAUCUUUGUGUUCCGAUAAACGCGUGUAAUGGUCUUUUAGGAGGGCUUGUAAAGAUUGGUUGGGUGGACUUGGCAUGGGCAGUUUAUGGUGAGAUGAAAGGGAGUGGAAUUAAGCCAAAUGUGUAUACCCUUAAUAUAAUGGUGAAUGCUUUGUGUAAAGACGGGAAAAUUGAUAGCGUGAAUCCGUUUAUUCAAGAAAUGGAAAAGAAGGGAAUUUUUCCGGAUAUGGUGACUUAUAAUACUUUGAUAAAUGCGUAUUGUCACGAGGGUCUUCUUGAAGAAGCGUAUGGAGUGAUAAACAUUAUGAAUGCUACGGGGUUAAGACCGUGUCUUUUGACUUAUAAUUCUAUUCUCAAUGGUUUGUGUAAGAACGGACAAUACGGGAAAGCAAGGGAAGUUUUGGUUGAGAUGACAGAGGUUGGACUGGCCCCUGAUACUGCUAGUUAUAAUACAUUGCUUGCUGAGUGUUGUAGAACAGGUAACUUGCUGGAAGCAGAAUCUGUUUUCAAAGAAAUGUCGUGUCGAGGUAUCAUCCCUGAUUUGGUUAGUUAUAGUUCUCUUAUUGGGUUGUUUUCAAGAACAGGCCGUCUUGACCGCUCAUUGGCAUACUAUGAGGAUAUGAAAUGCAAGGGUCUUAGACCAGAUAAUGUAGUCUACACAAUUCUCAUUGGUGGGUUUUGUAGAAAUGGUUCUAUGAAGGAGGCUAUGAAGAUGCGUGAUGAAAUGCUUGAGCGGGGUUUAGUUAUGGAUGUUGUGACUUACAAUUCUAUAUUGAAUGGGUUAUGCAAAGAAAAGAUGCUUCAUGAAGCUGAUAAGCUUUUCAAUGAGAUGGCGGAAAGAGGUGUAAAUCCUGAUUUUUACACUUUCACCACACUUAUCAAUGGAUAUUGCAAGUGCGGUAACAUGGACAAAGCACAGACCCUGUUUGAGGACAUGCUACUGAGAAACCUUAAGCCUGAUGUUGUGACAUACAACAGCUUGAUUGAUGGAUUUUGUAAGGUUGGUGAUAUUGAAAAAGCUUUCUGUUUAAGGGAUGAGAUGAUCUCUGUAAAUAUAUCUCCUAAUUAUAUUACUUAUAGUAUUCUCAUAAAUGGCUUUUGUAAUAAGGGUUGUGUAUCUGAUGCAUUAAGGCAAUGGGAUGAGAUGAUUGUCCUAGGUAUAAAACCUACUAUUGUGACUUUCAACUCUAUUAUCAAGGGCUAUUGCAGGUCUGGUGAUGCUUCAAGGGCAGAUAAGUUUCUGAACAAGAUGCAAUCCAAAGGAAUAUUUCCUGAUUCAAUUACGUAUAAUACUCUUCUUGAUGGGUUUAUAAGAGAAGAGAAUAUGGAUAAAGCUUUAGAUUUGGUUAAUGAAAUGGGAAAUCAAGGUCUGUCACCUGAUGUUAUUACCUAUAAUACCAUACUGGAUGGUUUCUGUAAAUUUGGUAGAAUGCAGGAAGCCAACAUGCUGUAUAGGAAAAUGGUUGAGAGGGGUAUUAACCCUGACAAAUCCACAUAUACAUCAUUGAUAAAUGGAUAUGUCUCUCAGGAUAACUUGAAGGAGGCUUUUCGUUUCCAUGAUGAAAUGCUGCAGAGGGGUUUCAUUCCGGAUGACAAGUUUUAACCUCAGUGCUGUUUGAGCCAGGUGAAGUUUAUGACCAUCAAAUUCUGACAUUUCGCGAGUUCUGCUUUAUGCAGUUUCAUUGCUGGUGUACGAUAAAGAACUAGCUAAUCUGAAAUAUGCUUUGAUUGAUUUGCGGAGAACUAUUGAGAAAUCACUUGCUGGAGGAGAUACUUACGGGGGCUCAACUGGACAUCUGCUCUCUAGGGAACUGUCGGUCAGUGAGACAUUAUCCAGACACAGAGCGGUGCUUAUUCAGAAAUGUGCUUUUGUCUGCGGUGGCAAACUUAAGAGGGCCUUUUGGUAGAGCUGUGAUAAAGAUUGCCUCAAGGGACGAUGACGGUGAGACAAGUGAAUCAGAAAAGUUAUCCAUGUCUAUCUGCUUGAACUUCAUGUUUAAGAUACACUCUCUGUACAACAUACAUGUUUUGGAAUCAAUAUCAAUUAAUCAGCUAUCAUGCUACAACAGAGGGGAAUUGCUGAUCAUGCCAACAUUAAGCUACUGCCUCAGCUUAAUAAAGAAUAAGCUAAUUUUAAUUAUUUGUAUUGCAAAUGUUCCUUAGAUCUAGAGUAACUAUUUGUGUCUCUAAACCAGCUUCAUUAAUUCAAGUCGUUAUCUGUGUAGCUAGUUCUGUUUGGAUCCACCAUGGCUGGAGAUUAUUCAUCAUGAUCCGUGAGAAGAUGACUCUGUAUGCAGGAACAAGAUAUUAACAUACCCUUUCAAGCCUGUGAAAGAUAUAUUAUGUAUUCCUAGAAAGGAUUUUCAGCGAUCAUCAGUCCAAAAUCAACCAUAAACAUUCAAAAAUUCAAUCAUGAGGAACAGUCUCCUUCGAACGAAAAUGACUUUAGAGAAUGUCUCCCCCAUCUCUCUGGAUCAGAUUUAAUCAGGUAAGUAACAGUGGAGAGGGCAUAACAAAAGCUUUUCAAGGAAAGAUUCCACAUUUCUAACUUCUACAUAAAGCAGCUCCUAGAAUCUCAGUUUUUUUUUUUUUUUUGAUAACCAUGGUGUCCGGGUCAGCUUGCGCUUACCUCGACUAAUUUCAUGGGAUACCUCCCACCAAAUGAACAGGUACCAGGUAACUCUAUCCACCAAGGCUAGGACAGAUGGGAAGAAAUCACUUAGUAUUUUUUGUCUCUGCUAGGAUUUGAACCUGAGACCUCAUGGUUCUUACCCACUUCAUUGACUACUAGGCUAGACCCUUGGGUGCUAGAGUCUCAGUUUUAUUUCAAGAAAACCAUCGAUAUACAAGAAUAAGAAUAAGUUCCAAAAAAGAACGUAAUUUGUUGCCCAAAUAACGCAAAUCAAAAUUACUCAUAAAUACAAACACCAAAUAUUUCCAAGUUGUGAACAAAGGGCAAAGAUUGCUCUUAACUAUUCACAACUGCCCAGUGCUUCCUAAUCUCACAAGCAGAGCCGGUCUUGACUUCAAUCAUGCCCAUUUUCUCCAUGGCUUGACCAAAUUCAGCGUAGAAUUGUUUGAGUGAUCCUUGUACUACUUGGUCGAUGUAUGACUUUGUUAUUGCACUUGUUGUCAAGGCUGGAUCAGAUUGGAAUAGCCCCUUUUUCUCUUGAGCACAAGCUGAAAGUAGCUAAGAUCAAAUUUACUGGACCUACGAGGAUCCAUUUCAACAAUUGUCGUUUUGUCAUUGAUUGAUACGCAUUUCUUCUCCUUAAGAUUAGUUGCAUAUUCUAGAGAUGGAUCUUGCGUGCCCAAAAUUCCGGUAAAAUUGUAUAAACGUAUUGAAAUGAUGGGACUCCAAUGGUAUGUGCACCUGAUAGAAAGUUGUUCAUAGGUGUAAUGAUUUUUGUUUAAAAGACCUAAAUGUAUGGAAAGUUUUAAUAUAGCAUAAGGAGAAAUCACUAUGGAUGUACUCAUUUAAACUACCAGAUAGGACCAUGUCUUUUAGGUCAAGACUCUUGCUAGCAAAAGAUGUCAGGAACCUGGAAAAGUUAAUUACUUGUUGAAGGAGGUGUUUGCCAAGGCUUCUGAGGCAUUUGAGAUUCUUCCAUCUUUUCUACCAGUUGGAACAUUCCAGUAAGGGCCUCCCUAUCAUGUAAAGAAGAAAAAGGAAGAUAACGAUUGAGAACAUAUUUCCUUUUAGCUUAGCCCUUUCAUGUGUACAAUAACUAGUUUUAUUGGUUUUUCUAUUAGUGGCUUUAACUAUAACCUCAGUCCUCAGCUCUAUUUAUCUGAGCAAGAUAUGACUUAAGACCAACAAGUAGGAAACUAGUGUACAAGUUGGUUCAAGUCUUUUACUUACUGUGACCAGAACAGAGGCUCUAGCAACCAAGGCAACAAUAUUUGCACAAGAGACAACUCCAGGGCAUUUAGCUUCAACUACUUUCUUCACACCAUCGAUGAAUAAGAAGCCUCAUAGCAUUUGAUUAGGAAUAGCCACUUUUUCAGUCUCGUUUUUUGUGCUCGAAGAGAAAUUGAGGAGUACAGAUUCAUCGCAGCCCUGUAACAACCCAAUUAUUAAAAUCAGAAAACUACCUAACUUCAAGAAUGGCACUAUUCUUAUGAAAUGAGGUAUAAACUUACCCUGACAAAGCAAUCGUGGAAAUGCAGCCUGACCAAGGCAGCUGCAAGAGAUGGAGCAUUUGGUAUGUGCUUUUGCACAUCAUCUUCUCUGUUUUCGGACAACUCUUUGCUUAGAAGUUUAGCUGCAACUGAGCAUGGCUAGAAUCCACCAUUCCUAGUAGAAUACAGAACUGUAGAAAUUAUCCAGAUCGCCAACUUUAGCCAUUUAGA